Vespa crabro (European hornet) is the source of this 8820-nucleotide messenger RNA. RefSeq names its product protein rhomboid (gene stet). The record is from RefSeq and is a predicted model, not a curated record. Lineage: Eukaryota; Metazoa; Arthropoda; Insecta; Hymenoptera; Vespidae. The transcript is spliced from 10 exons. Gene Ontology annotation, cellular component: membrane. The coding region runs from base 1096 to 2355 and encodes 419 amino acids. Gene Ontology annotation, molecular function: calcium ion binding; serine-type endopeptidase activity.
GGCACGUUGUUAGGGGGUGGCGUUGUUGGUGGAGGGUUGAAAGAGGGGACGGCGAGGGGGUCAGCGGACGAGGGCGGCAAAGGCCUCGUCGUCGUCGUCGUCAGUCGCGUCACGCGUUUUCCAUUGACGACGUCGUUAUAAUACUAUCGGGGACUUUAAAAAGAUUCGAACGUUGUUUCCUCGGUGUUCGCUCUUUUACUUUUCACUCGUCGCACCAUCGCACAUCGUUCGAGCUUUGAUCGUCGCGCUGUCGUCUAGUAAAAAUAUAUACUAGACGCGAGGAAAGGAAAGAAGACGCACGUGACGCUUCGCCGUGAUCGGUCGAGCACGCCGCGGUAAAACGCGUCUUCUCUUAUCGAUCGAAAUGUGCCGCGCAGCAGCACGUUGCCGCAGUUCCGCAUGCAUGGCGCCUUCCACCUCCACCCUCGCGAUUUUCUAUGCUAUCGCCAACGAAAACACGAGGAUCUAACGAUGAGUUAUAAAUUCUUUCGAACGCCCCAGUCGAUCGUACUUGCCUUUGAAAUGUCCCUUUUUAUAUGAAAAAGAUAUCAUAUUACAAUUCGGACAACGGUUUGUCAUCCUUUCACAGAUUUCUUCCUAGGGGUGUUAUUAUCACCCCUCGAGCUCAUUUAAGGAAAAUUAUACACUCGCGUUUUUUUCUUUUUUUUUUUUUAUAUAUAUAUAUAUAUAUAAAUCCGAGCGAAUGAUUCAAGCGGCGAUCGAUUCAACGUUCGCGAUUCAAAGGUCGAUGCUUUUCGUUUAGGAAUUACGGAUGGCCAAUGGGAAUCGCGCUUUCUCCCGCCAAAACCGUGCCGCGUCGAGAAUACAAUUCUCGUUUCGCGAGCAAGGUUGCGCGCGCGUCUACGUGCGGCGCUUCAAGAUUCUUUCGUUGUAAGGAGGUUAAUCGAACCAAAGAAAAAAAAAAAGAAAUAAGAUCGAGCUCCGUUAUCCCGAGAUCAUGUCGUCGAUACGAUUAACUUUCGUCCAUGCUACCGGUCGCAUUUCUCCUACGAAGGAAAAGUCCUCGUAACAGGAAAGAGACGGAAGAGGGAGGAAUGAGGAGAUUCGUCCGGUGACGUUGUGCCACGCGCGGUAAUGCUACUGGCAAGCGGUGCCUCGAUACCGACCAUCGCCGGUGCCGUCGAGGAAGAGGAGGAGUAUGCGCGUAGCGAGGCUAACAGCGCGCACUACGAUGGAUACGUCACCGAUCAUACCGAUCUCGCUUCGGAGAUCGAUAUCGACGAGUCCGAGUAUAGGAGGGAACUUCUCAACGACAAAUGGCGGAUGCUGUUCGACAAGUUCGAUCCCGAGGGUUUCGGAGAGAUACCAUUGGAGGACUUUCUGGUAGCGUUAAAAAGUGCCGAAUGGAAAGCGGAAAUACCAGCGAACAAGAGAGAUAUCCUGCUAGCGAGGGUAAAAGAAUCGAAGGUCGACGCGAUUACCUUUCAGGACUUUGUCAAUGUGAUGAGCGGCAAGCGGACGAGAAGCUUCAAAUGCGCGGUCCACCAUCGGGACCGCGAGGUGUGCUCCGAAAACGACUUUCAUCUGCUCGUGCACGAGCCGCCGUUGUUUCGCAGGAUGGUCCGCAUGAUCGGCGACGAAUUCUUGACGGAGGAACGGGACCGAAAAUACUACGCCGACCAUUAUACUUGCUGUCCACCGCCCCUCUUCAUCAUUCUCAUCACCCUCGUGGAGUUGGGCUUCUUCACUUAUUACACCGUGGCAAAGGGCGAGGUGAAUCCCUCGGGUCCAGUACCGAUCGACAGUGUCUUCAUCUACAGGCCGGACAAACGCCUCGAGCUUUGGAGGUUCGCCUUCUAUAUGUUCCUUCAUGCUGGGUGGCUUCACCUGUUGUUUAAUCUGGGAGUGCAAGUGGUCGUGGGACUUCCACUCGAGAUGGUUCACGGAAGUUUGAGGAUCGCCGCAGUUUAUAUGGCUGGAGUCCUGGCUGGUUCCUUGGGUACCUCGGUGUUCGACACCGACGUCUAUCUGGUCGGAGCGAGCGGCGGCGUUUAUGCUCUUCUAGCGGCCCACCUCGCCAACGUUCUUCUAAACUACAACAAUAUGGAGUUUGGCAUAGUUCGACUUAUCGGCAUCUUCGUCAUCGCGAGCGCCGACGUGGGCUUUGCCAUAUACGACAGGUACGCGGCAGAACAAAUCUACGCGGGCCUACCGGUCUCUUACGUUGCCCAUCUGACGGGUGCCUUGGCCGGCCUGACGAUCGGCCUUUUGGUCCUGAAGAAUUUCGAGCAGCGAUUGCACGAGCAAUUGCUCUGGUGGGUGGCCCUUGGCGUUUACGCAGCCUGCACGAUCUUCGCGGUCAUGUACAAUCUAAUGCAUCCGAAUUAUCCAUGACGCGAGGUCAGCUUCGCGUACGGUCAACCGAGAAACACGUAACGCGAAGCUGAUGGCCCUUGGAAGAGAAAACGAAAAAAGAGAAAGAAGGGAAGGAGAAUUAUAAGAAAUAAUUGCGUCGGACGAAGAAAACGUCGAAAUAUUUUAAUGGAACAAGUUUCCUCUUUGUCGGGAUUAUCUCGAUACGAACACGCUGCGAAUCAUCGAAGGACGAAAAGAAGGAGGAAGUGGAGAAGGAGAAGAAGGAGGAGGAGGAGGAGGAGGAGGAGGAGGAGAAGGAGGAAUUGCGGCCGGUCACACGUCUCGAUCUCUUCGUAGUUUUCCUGCGUUAAACCAAAGAAUAGAGUAUAUACACAGGGAGAUAUAUUUUUGCAGAACGACAAGGAAGAUGAUGCGCGCAAGGUUUAUCAUUUUGCGCACUUCGACUAUAAGCGGAAAACGCGAAAGCCAAAGAACCAUAGUCCGUACGCAGGAAGAUAUUCGAAAAGUUUAACGUCGACCACGAUCUCCGGCUUUUUACUCGUUAACGCGAUCCCUUCGAACUUAAACAAAGGAACGAAAAAAGAAAAACUAAACGAAACGAGGGACGCGUAGCGACAUUUUUUCUUACGGCUCUUGUAUAUUAUUAAGUAUCGACGUCGAUCUCGAUGACGUGUUGCCCGCGCAGUCGUUCAUUGUAUACCAAUGUAAAUAGUCUUGUAAAUAAUAACGAAAGAAAAAUGAAAGAGAACGUUACGCGUACAUGGGCCGAGCGAGCGAGAGAGCAAGGAGAAUCGGAAUGAGUGAGCGAAUGAAAGAUAGAUAUAAAAUAGUGCGUAGAGCGUGGGCGAAACAAACAAACAAAUAGAAAAAGAGCGAAAAUUUGGAGAACGAGAGAAUGACGAAAAAAGAUUCGUCGACGAGUAACGAAAUAUUUUCCUUCGCUCGAUAGUUUUCCCACAAUCUCGUCCUUUUUCCCUCUUUGACACACUUUUUAAGAACGGCGUCGGAAAGAAACAGGAAAAUGGCGAUUACGUUACCAAAUUUCUUUCCUCUCCAUAUACUGCCAGAGCUUUUCUUACUUUUUCCUUUCUUUCUUUCUUUCGUUCGUUCGUUCGUUCGUUCGUUCGUUCGUUCGUUCAAUGAAAAUUCCUCACGUAUUUAACUUUUCUUUUUCGUUUGUCGUAUUUGUCCAUUUUUGUAUAGAGCAAUAACAUAUAUUUAUAUAUGAGAAAACGAAUCGUUAGAUAAUUUUCAAACGCAUCGAUACGCCGCUUAUUCGCUCGAUCCUCUUACUCCCUUCCUCCCUCCCUCUCUCUCUCUCUCUCUCUCUCUUUUACACAGUCACUCUUCGAUAUUCUCGAAAGAACGAUUCUCUUCUUUGGUGAUUUCAAAGUCACGACUCUUACGUAUUAUUUAAUAUAUAAGUAUACACAUAUAUAUAUAUAUAUAUAUAUAUAUAUAUAUAUAUAUAUAUAUAUAUUAUAUGUGUAUAUUGUCUGUAUAGUUUCUAAGUACGUUGAUCAGGGUACAACUAGAUUCUUCUUUUAUUUGCUAUUUAUACAUGCGACAAAUUUCUUUUUUUCUUUCUUCUUUUUUUUACACAAGGCAAAUGGCCACGGUAAAAAAUUUAAUUGUCGAUUAUAAUCAUAUAUAUAUACACACACAUCUAAGUUCACACGUUUAUGCGAUGCGCUCAUCUCAUUGUUACAGACUUUUUUGUCUCACCGAACGAAGCAGUUUUCUCUCUCUCUCUCUCUCUCUAUGUGUGUUAUCUCUUUCUCUUCUUAAUUUCGUUCUUAAUUUCAUACACGAAAACUCGUCUUAUUUAUUUUUACCAAGUGGUUAUUUCUUAUUAGAAAUUAAUAUGUCUCGGAAUGGUGGAAGAAAAGUAGAUACAAAAGGGAAGGAAGGAAAGAAAGAAAAAAGAAAAAAGCGAGAUCAAAAACGAGAGUGAUGAACGAUGCUAGUCAAUUAGUACCCACGAGAAAGCUACGUCGGGUUGUAGCUUAAGGUACUGCUAUGUUGUAACUCGCAGAAACGUCGAGAAAAACGGUGGGAGAAAUAGAGUGAAAAGCGACUCGACUGUGAAAGGGUUGUGUAAGAACAGAAGGAAAGAAAGAGAAAGAGAGAGAGAGAAAAAAAAAGAAAUGGUCGGUGACGAAGGUAUCCACUUUAAAUAGCUACAAUGUUCUAUGUUACAAUGCAAAAAGAAAAAGUGUGUGUGUGAGAGAGAGAGAGAGAGAGAGAAAGAGAGGGAGAAAAACAGUACUACAACGAGAUGCUGAAAAUUGCAGAGACGAUGACACGAUUGUCUUGUUCUACGUUGCUGCUGAGAUAGUACCGAUACUCGAAUAAUUAAAUUCGUAUGAGUCCCGGGAAGAGAUGAGAAAAAGAGCUAUAUCGAACUACCGUUUGAGGUCAUGGUAACAUUCUUUUAUUCUCUUUUCUCUCUCUCUCUCUCUCUCUCUCUCUCUCUCUCUCUCUCUCUCUCUCUCUUUUUUUCUCUCAUCAUCUACAAAAUUCGAUUCCCAAUGCGGCUUUAUUUAACAGAGAGACACUGUAAAUGAUUACCAACGUCGUUUUCGACGUACUUGUGAGUUUCUCCGUUAUCUCAUUAAUAAAUGGUAGUUCCGUUACAGAACUCCUUUUCUCGAAUAUAUUUUGUGGUGAUAUCGAAUGUAAAGAUACCUCGAUACGGAAUGUUUUUUAUUUAUUUUUUUUUUUUUUUCAAUUUUUUUUUUUUUUUGUGACGAAUGUAUUACAGAAAUGAUUAAUAUCGUAAUAGUUCGGGUUAAUCAAUUCGUAUCGUACAAAAAAUGGAAUAUAUGACUGGUGCUCUUCAAUAUUCUAUGCAAAUGAGCUUAGGAAGAUAAUGAUUGGAAAACCGUACGAUCCUUUUUCGAUGUCAUUUGCAUGUUAUUGAAAAACGGCGCGGCCCCUUUGGUAUUACAUUUCACCCGAUUUAUAUCAUCGCUAAGCUCAUUGAUAUGUACUUUUUACGAGCGAUAUCACUUGUAUAAAUGAAUGAGAAAAAAAAAGCAAGGGAAAAACAAUGAAUGAGAACGUGGCUUGUCAUAUUGGUUCUAUAUUUCUACGAUCGUUGGUAAAGAGCAUUUAAAGAGUUUCGUUCUCGAGCAUACAACACUGCCCUUCAAAAGGAAAGAGGAAAAAAAAGAAAAAAGAAAAAUCAGGAAGGAAGGGAGAAUUUCGUCUAAGAAUAAUCGAGCGAUUAUUCCCUUCCCUUUGUUUCAUCUUGUCUGUUUUUUUUUUCUUCUUGCUAUCCUUUUAUAUCGUCUAUUCAUCAUCACCGUCAUUAAAUUAAUAUUAUUAUUUAUUUUCGCGGAAAAUCAAUUGAGAGAUUUUCCUCCUUUCGACCUCGAUACACCACCUAUUCAUCGCUUUAUGUUCGUUGGUUUUUAAUUAUCGCGUUCCAUUAACCGAUAUCCGUAGGACGACAGUAUUGCUCGCGGAACCACUUUUCAUUUAAUUAUCGCGAUCAUCGGGAAAGUUUCUUCGGAAAAAGUAAUCGAGAGUACUUUCCUUCGGAUAUAUUUGUUCCUUUUUCUUUUUCUUAUCUCGUUUUAAACAUUUUUUUUCUCUUUUUUUCCUUUUUUUAUCAUCAUCAUCAUCGUCGUCGUCGUCGUCGUCUUCGUCGUCGUCGUCGUCGUCGUCGUCGUCGUCGUCGUCCGUCGAAGCCGAUAGGAAAACAAAAUUCGAUCGAUCGCCUUCUCCGCCGUUUAUUUCGACGAUGCAUCGGGAAUCUCGAUUUUCCGCAAAGUUAAAAAAAGUUUUUAAUUAGUUUAAUUAGUUCCCGUUGCGUCGCGUACCUCCUGCGUGUUUAUUUUAAAUGUCAGAAAAUAUGGUUUAUAACACUGCCACAACACACAAUUUUCAGUUAAAAUCCACGGAAAACGAAUUUUCCCUUUUCCCCGCCAUCGCCAUCAUCCCUAUCGCACGAUCAUCGACUUUACAAAGCUAAUUAACGGGACACGAUCAUUGCAUUCACGUUGAAAGUCUAAACUGAUAGCGAGAAUAUGUGUGUGUGCCGUGCCUGUACGUGUGUUACGCCUGAUGCGCAUUAAAAUACGAUAGCGAUAUAUGAAUAUACAUAUAUAUACAUAUAUACAUAUAUAUAUAUAUAUAUAUAUAUAUAUAUAUAUAUACAUAUCAAAAUAGGUACGCGCUGCGAUAUCAGCGUAUGAGAAGAGUUGCGACUAAUGUUAAUAAUAAUUUAUACUGCUUACGGUUAGUCACGAGUAUCCACAAGCCAAAGAGGUGGAGCUAGUAACAAAAUUUCAAGCGAUUACUAAUUAUUAUUAUUAUUAUUAUUAUUAUUAUUAUUAUUAUUAUUAUUAUUAUUAUUAUUAUUAUUAAUAUUAUAUAAUUAUUUUUAUUAUUAUUAUUAUUAUUAUUAUUAUAUUAUUGUCCUCACCAUCGUCAUAGAAAAUCGUUUUUAUUAUCGUCGAAAGAAUCGACGUUGCUCAGCCGACGCCGAGCCGUUUAUAUUCGUUCAUCUCCUGUUAUUGAGCGUUCGAGACAAUUAAUCAUUCUGCUCCGUACAAAACGUGAUAACGUCAAGUCCUCGCCUAGAAUAUUUCGCAUAGUAUUUCUGUACGCGUUCACCGCCAAAAGAGGUGCGUUUUAAAGAUAAAAGAAAGUCUGAAGAAGAAGAGAAGGCGGAAGGAAAGGGAAGCGAUGGUAUUUAAUCGAUAGAUCGAAAUAUCUUGUACGUGCAUAUAGUAUAUACGCGUAUUAAAAUAUAUAAGGAGUCUCCUGACAAACGUUUUAAUCGACUCGAUUAAUCUAAAAUUACUAUCUAUAUAUAUAUAUAUACUUACAAGAAGAUAAUUAUACUAUACAUCGCCAAGCGCGCACGUAAUGAAAAAGAAAAAAGAUAAGAAAAAAGAAAUAAUCUUGUUAAAAACGAGUCGAUCUAAAUGAGGCACCUUCUAUAUAGAUUACGUCUUAUGUAAGUACGUAUGCACACGCAUAUAUUUUUUGGAAAAUUCAAUGAAAAGCAAUGUGUUAUUUAUUAUGUUUUAGUAAUUCCAACGUCGACACGUCGUAAGAAAGAACGAUGGAAGGAACGAACGUUCGGAAGAAAAAGCGUCGCAAGUUUUCGAACGUUUUAAUCGUCCAUAUCGGACAAUAGCGAAUACAUAGAGAAAAAAAAUGUAUUUUCGUUGUUCUUUCGAGUUGGAACGCGUUAGGAUUUCCCGAUCGGUGGUGAUCGUAACUCGCGAGGAUACUCCCUCGAUGUCCUCCUCUUCGGAUUUAGAAAUGUCGACCAAGAAAAAAAAAAGGAAAAAAAAAACAGAAAAAGAAAAAAAAUGAUACUUUGCUCGGUCCUAAUGCGUCGAAUGAAAAAUAAAUUCGAGCGAGGUAUCAUUGUUUUCUCAUUCGAUGAAUCGAUGGAACUUAGUAAAAGGUAAUCGAUACAAUUAUUACUUAUUAGAUAUUUAAUAUCUAGCGAUUUAUUCUGAUUAUUUGAAAUUUCUUCUAAUAAUCAAGUCGCAAUGUAAUAAGUAGAUAAUUGUAUCGUCGAGCCUGUAAUAUAAUUUUUCAUUCCAAAGAUUAAUAGCAAAGCGUUAUUUUAGUCGGGCCUUUUUGUAUAAUAACCAUUUCGCGAAUGAGAUAUUGUAGUAGCGACGAUCGAUAUUAAAAGAGAACGUACUAUUUUAUCGAUAGGAGGGCGAGCUUUUUUACUAUAAAUGAAAAAUAAUAAUAUCUACCGUGAAAUAUAAUCGCGGGUAUCGGAUAAUAAAAAAAAUUUGUCAAAAAGAGAAACAUUUUGAGCCGAUUGUAUAUCAAAGAAUUACUCAAAAGCGAGAAGUCGAUUACCGUCGAUAAAGGGGAUGAUUUUGAUUUGAAGAGCGACCCCAUUUUGGACCAGUCCUCUUUACGAAAAAAAACGUCGCGGCUAGGUAAAGGCACUUACCAAAUGCGCGUAUCGAUAACGCGCAAGAUACACGUUCCUUAGGUUUUAAACGAUAUUAUCUGCCCGAUACCGUCUCUACUAUGAGAAUGUUUGAAAGAGAAAGAGCGAUCGAUUUAUUACUAAUCGUCAGGGAUAUGUAUGACCAACAUUCGAUAAGUAUGCGUCCGUGAGAAUGAGAGAGUGAAUGAGAGAGAGAGAGAGAGAGAGAGAGAGAGAGAGAGAGAGAGAGAAUAAGAGAUCAAACUUAAAGAAAAAUAUGAUAAGAAAAGCAAGAGGAAGAAAAUACCGUCAAGUCGGUAUCGUCGCAUUUAUUUCUGUCUGAAAUAAAUCCAUUAAAAUAAUUAUUAUAAUUAUACCAUUUGUCGUUACCACUUACUUUCCACACACGCAUCACUGUCCCAUUACAUUUAUUUCAGAUUAUUUCUUCGUCAAUGCAUCGAUACAACUUUCUAGGUGUACGCAGGUAAUACGUUCGUAACGGGAAUAAUUACUUGAGUCUUUUAAUAAUUUCUUUUUUUUUUUGUUUUUUCUUUUUUUUUUUUUUU